AUGGACCCUACGAGCCCAGAGCAAUUCAAUCCCACCACUCUCAAUGUCUCCAUCAACGAUCAGUCCUCGAACAGAUCCUCCCUGUCAUCUACACAUCGCGAGAUUCGAUUAGACCCCUCCAGUACAGCCGGCACUGGUCAAGGGCAGCCGUCUCGAUUGCACCUGCAACACCAACACCAACACCAAUCGACAACACCUGCGGCUUCACCGACACCUUCUCGUUCCCACUCUCGCAAAAUCUCAGCGUCGUCCAUCGCUGCCUCCAUAACCGGUAGGAAGAAUCGUAAUGUCGAUUCUGCUUCAUCCGAAACCAACUCUGAGCGAUCGUCCUACUCUACAGCCUCUCAACCAACCCCAAUUCCAGUAAAGGGUUCUCGUUCUCGACAUUCCCGAACCCACUCUGCCUUAUCAGACGCUGGCAGCGACGUGCUAGUCUUUGGUGAGCCACAUCCUUCGCCGACUCACUCGGAUACCUUGCGCAUCCGCGCUGGACUUAACGCCGAGAACCUCACUUACGGAUGGUUGCCAGAGCCGGCCUUGACGACGCAGUCUUCUCUAUCAGAUUUUCAGUCCAGACGCUUGUCUAGUACUUCCAUAUACUCCCUGGCCUCUGCGAGGGGUAUCAUAAACUAUUCCUCUUCCGCCCACGGCUCUGAUUCUGGAGCGCCACCUCGCUCCGUGUCCGGCCUAAUGUCGUCAGCAAAAGGAGCAUCUGCUGGCACACCGCCAGAGCCUGCAUUAUCAAACGUCGUGGCCACGACCUCCUCGUCCAAUGGGGCUGGCACCAAUGGCCAGCACAAUCUCACCACACGAGACCCUCACUCACAGCCUCUCGAUUUGAUGAGGAGAAACCAACGAACUGACUCAAAUAUACGCACUCAACCUGAUAGGUCAAGAAGUAGAGCCAAGAGACGAUUUAGCGGGAGUGCAACUAGCACCCAUAGCCAAGGAAGCGACCGCGGCGGAUAUCGCGAAAGAGAGGAAGCCAAACCUGCUCCUUGGGGAACUAUAGGAAUCUGUGCAUUGGAUAUAAAAGCGAGAAGCAAACCAAGCAGAAACAUCCUGAACCGCCUCAUCGCAAACAGAGACUUUGAUGUCGUUGUUUUUGGAGAUAAAGUCAUUCUUGACGAAGAGGUUGAGAAUUGGCCGAUGUGCGACUACUUGAUAUCGUUCUACUCGGAUGGAUUCCCUUUGGAAAAGGCAAUCGCCUACGUCAAGACUCGAAAACCAUUUUGUGUCAAUGAUGUACCCAUGCAAAAGGUUCUGUGGGAUCGUAGGGUCUGCCUUCGUUUGCUUGAUAAAGUUCAAGUACGAACGCCAAAUCGUUUGGAAGUAAAUCGGGAUGGUGGACCACAAAUCUUGACACCAGACAUGGUAAAGCACAUUAAGGACAUUUCCGGGAUCAGCAUCGACCCCCUAGACACAACCACUGCAACUCGACCGACAACGGUAGAGCUCAUCGACGAUGGAGAUGCCCUGUGUGUCGAUGGCAAAGUUUUGCAGAAGCCUUUUGUUGAAAAACCGACAAGUGGUGAAGACCAUAACAUCAUCAUUUACUUUGCUAAAAGCUCGGGAGGUGGCGGCAGAAAGUUGUUUCGAAAAAUUGGCAACAAGAGCUCGGAUUAUGUUCCAGAUCUAACUGUGCCAAGAGCCAUCACUGAGCCGGAAGGAAGUUAUGUCUACGAGAGCUUCAUGCAGGUAGACAAUGCUGAGGAUGUCAAGGCGUACACCGUCGGACCAAACUAUUGUCACGCAGAAACCCGCAAAUCCCCCGUAGUAGAUGGCAUCGUCAGGCGCAACACCCACGGCAAGGAACUGCGAUAUGUCACCAGUCUAAGCGCUGAAGAGAGGGGAAUGGCUAGUCGAAUAUCAACAACAUUUGGGCAGCGCGUUUGCGGCUUUGAUUUGCUCCGAGCAGCUGGGAAGAGCUACGUUAUCGAUGUUAAUGGCUGGAGUUUUGUCAAGGACAACGAUGAUUACUAUGAGCAUUGCGCCAACAUUCUUCGGGAACUCUUUGUCAAAGACAAGAUGCGUCGGGAAGGAACCACACCGCCCUUACCUUCUCCAGAGGCAACGGAUAUUGACCCCAUGAGUCGAGGCUCGCAACAGAGCAAAGACCGCGAGCAAAUAUCGCAAUCUGCAUCUUCGGUCACGUCGAGAUCUACAAAGGGGCAAGGAGCUACUGCGGAGCAGCAAAACGGCGAUACCGACGUGAAAGCAACUGGUGAAGCAGCAUCUCCUCGCCCCGAGAGUACUUUCAAUUCGACGGUUCCAAGCACUGCUACAAGUCCCCUCCUCCCACCACCUUCAGAACUUGCCUUGCCCGGCACAUCUACAGCUGCUUCAUCCGUUCAGUCCGGACCUGUUUCGGCUCCGCCUACGCAAGCACAAGAUGAGGAGACGCCGACGGAGGCGCCACCUCCUCCUCCAAAGCAUGCGUGGAAAUUGAAGGGAAUGGUGUCUGUCAUCCGACACGCGGACCGAACGCCAAAGCAGAAGUACAAAUUUACUUUUCACACUGAGCCAUUUAUUGCUCUUCUCAAGGGCCAUCAAGAAGAAGUGCUUCUAAUUGGAGAAGCUGCAUUGGCAAGCGUAAUUCAAGCCGUUGAUGUAGCCUACGAGGCUGGGAUUGAGGAUCGAUCAAAGCUCAGGGCUCUUCGCAAUGUGCUAGUGAAAAAGGGAAGCUGGGCAGGAACAAAGGUUCAGAUCAAACCUAUGUUUCGGAAAAAGAAGCCCGACGAGUCCUCACCAGCUAUUGUCGAACUACCACCGGCACGACAUGAUGCAGAUAAAAUUGUCUCAGAAGGCAAGGUUGGCGAGUGCGAUGGCAGUGAGUGCGUACCGCGAUCCAAUUCCAAGAGACAUGAUUCCCUUUCCGGUGUCACCAUGUCCAAAUUCACAGCUGCGGAAGAAAGCCUGGUCCUGGACAAACUUCAACUCAUUGUCAAGUGGGGUGGCGAGCCAACUCACUCGGCGCGGUACCAGGCGCAAGAACUGGGCGAAAAUAUGCGUAAUGACUUGAUGCUCCUAAACAGAGACAUCUUCGACGAAGUUCACGUUUUUAGCAGCUCUGAAAGACGAGUGAGUGCAAGCGCUCAAAUCUGGGCAUGCUCAUUUCUGGAUCGGAACGAUUUGCCCGAAGAUUUUAUCACCACACGCAAAGACUUGUUGGACGACUCAAAUGCGGCCAAGGAUGAAAUGGAUAAAGUGAAGAAGAAGUUGAAAGGGCUGCUUCGCAAGGGCAAUGAGCGUCCAGCAGAGUUCGCCUGGCCCGAGAACAUGCCUGAGCCUUCCGAAGUCCAAACUCGGGUAGUUCAACUCAUGAACUUUCACAGACGAGUGAUGCAGUACAACUAUGGCAAAUUGUACAAUGGCGCCGCCUCCUCCCUUGGCGCCAUUUCCAACCCCAGUUCGGAAAGGCUCAGCAUGGACGGCUCCUCAGCAUCGAUCUCUUCCCUUUCAGCCGUGAAUGCCGUGAACGGCAUCCAGUCCAGAUGGUGUAGCGGCGAAGAUGCUGAGUUGUUCCGUGAACGAUGGGAGAAGUUGUUUUCUGAAUUUUGUGACGGCGAUAAGGUAGACCCAAGCAAAAUAUCAGAACUCUACGACACGAUGAAAUUCGACGCUCUUCACAAUCGCCAAUUUUUGGAAUGGGUAUUCACGCCCCCAAAGAGUAUGCUGGAGGACGAGUACUCUCAAAAGGAAGGGAAGCCAAAAGAUUCCGAAGACGUCAAAACAUCGGACGAUGCAAAAGGCGAAAAAGGGCCAAGCGGCAGCUCUGACGGCUCUGAAAAGACAGAUGUCCCAAAUCGAUCUGUCAAGAAGCUGUUUCGAAGGCGAUCAUUCCUCAAUAACCUCAGACACAUGAAUGACGAAGCGCCGCCCGAGCAAUACUUCCGUCUGUACAAAGGGGCCAACCAGGCAGCUACAAAGUCGGACCCUCGAACGGAGCCUUUGCAAGAGCUUUAUCGAUUGGCGAAGGUGUUGUUUGAUUUCAUCUGUCCACAGGAGUACGGCAUUUCAGACAGCGAGAAGCUUGAAAUUGGAUUGCUGACGUCGCUCCCUCUUUUGAAGGAGAUUGUCCAGGACUUGGAAGAGAUGCAGGCAUCGGCAGAUUCCAAGGCUUUCUUUUACUUUACCAAGGAAUCCCACAUCUACACGCUCCUCAAUUCCAUCAUUGAGGGCGGCAUUGAGACUAAAAUCAAACGGAGCACAAUCCCCGAGCUUGAUUACUUAUCUCAAAUAUGCUUCGAGCUCUACGAGUCGGAGACUAAACCACCUGCAGAAAGCACACUCAAUGAUGAGUCGACGUUCACCUACAGCAUCCGCAUCACCAUCAGCCCAGGUUGCCACGUUUUCGAUCCCCUGCACGUGCAGCUCGAUAGUCGGCAUUGCAUUGGCUGUGCCCCGAGACGCAGCUUGACUCCACACAUAGACUGGCUCCAGGUCAUCAAGACACUUCGAGCCAAGUUUAACCAAGUCAAAUUACCCAAAACAUUCUUGGCAGUGAACCUCUCAGACGCCUUUACUUUUGAGGAGCAAGAACGAAUGGCUAGCGAGCCUGAGCUACUCGAGAUGAAGGCUCUACCACCAAAAGAUUUACUUUUUGGCGGUACUGACAUGGGAACGGAGGAUACGGCGACCCCAGUAAAUGAGACGAAACCGGUUGAACAAACCAGUACAACUCCCCCUUUUGGUUGA
Pochonia chlamydosporia 170 is the source of this 4698-nucleotide messenger RNA. RefSeq names its product inositol pyrophosphate synthase. Gene Ontology annotation, biological process: inositol metabolic process; inositol phosphate biosynthetic process. The record is from RefSeq and is a predicted model, not a curated record. The transcript is spliced from 5 exons. Gene Ontology annotation, cellular component: cytosol. NCBI's taxonomy places the organism in Eukaryota, Fungi, Ascomycota, Sordariomycetes, Hypocreales, Clavicipitaceae. The coding region runs from base 1 to 4698 and encodes 1565 amino acids. Gene Ontology annotation, molecular function: 5-diphosphoinositol pentakisphosphate 1-kinase activity; inositol hexakisphosphate kinase activity; diphosphoinositol pentakisphosphate kinase activity.